AUGUGGGGACCACAGCCAAUGAUGGCAGCGCACUACGGUGGUGUACCACCAGGGCCCUACGGCUAUGCAGCUAUGUAUGCUGCACCUCACCCUGGCAUGGCCCAAGGCGCUGCAGGGGCAGUGGCCCCAUCCCCUUACGGUUACCCACCUCCUCAAUCGGCGGACGGCUCUGAGGUGCCAGCAGCAGCAGCAGCGAUGAUGGGAAUGACCCCGAUGGGCCCCAUGGCCAUGCCAGCAGCACAGGGCUACCCCGGCAUGCCCAUGGACUACUCCCAUGAUGCCAUGGCUGCUGCUGCCGCUGCCGCCGCCGCCGCCAGUGCUGCCGGCGGGGCUGCUGCUGCUGGGUCGGCCCCACCAGCAGCUGCCGCGGCGCCUGCUGCGCCUGCUGCCCAAGCUGCCCCUUCGAAGCGCAAAAGGUCGUCUCAGCAGUCACAUGGUCAAGAUGGCGCUCUUGCUACCACUGGAGGGACGAGCCUCGCCCAUCCGCACACCCAGGCGGCACCAGGCUCGGGCCAAGCCUUGGCCCUGGCCUCAGGCUCGGCGGGAGAGUACACGUCCAUGCCUUCAAGCCCAUCCGAAGGCCCCUCUGCUUCGGCAGCAGCUGCGGCUGCUGCUGCUGCGGGUGCUGGUGGGGGCGGUCAUGCUGCUGCUGGGGGAGCAAGAGGGGGCGUGGGUGGCGGAAUGGCGUAUAACCCCAUGGGUGCGUCUGCUGCGGAUAUGUGGACUGGCGCUGCUGCUCCUGCUGCUGUGGUGCCGCCUCCCUCCCUGGGGCAGGGCGUUGGGGGGAAGCUGGGGGCACGAGCGGUAGGGGCGCGGGCAGGAGGGGAUGGGGGCGACGUGGGAGGGAGUCUGAUGUACCAGGUGCCGUUUCGCGGGGACGAGAGGGAGGUGAAGAGGCAGAGGCGGAAGCAGAGCAACAGGGAGAGCGCGAGGCGGUCGCGGCUGAGGAAGCAGGCAGAGUGUGACGAGCUCAUAGCGCGGCAGACCGCCGUGCAGAUGGAGAACAUGGGGCUAGCCGCGGUAUGUACCCCCUUUGCCUCUCUCCUCUUACCUCCUAGUCCCCUCUUCCUGCCAUGCUGUGACGAGCUCAUAGCGCGGCAGACCGCCGUGCAGAUGGAAAGCAUGGGGCUAGCCGUGGCAUCAAAGGUGCGGGAGCAGUAUGCCUCCCUGUGUGCUCAGAACGCCCAGCUCCGAACCAUGCUUCAAGAAUCGGGCAUAGACCCAUCAGCAGAAGGAGCGGCCUUCCCACCAGCAUCGUACAACCCGGUGCACAAGUAUCAGCUAACCUCCGUACCGCCCAGUACCGCUCAUGCACCACCACCACCGCACGAGCCUUCAACUGCCCCUCCCCCUGCUCAUCCUCCCCCCUCUUCAUCAGCACUUGAACCCCUACAACCCGCCUCUACUGCCCUUCUCCCUGCUCCUCCCUCUGCACCUCAUUCUGCCUCUGUUGCUGCUCCUUACCUGCCUGAGAAACCCGAGCCUGCACCCCUUCCUGCUCUGGGGCUCCUUCCUGAAGCAGCACCCGAGCCUGCGCCCGAGCCUGUACCAGAACCUGCACUGGAGCCUGUACCCGAGCCUGCGCCUGAGCUUGUGCUUCAAGUUCAGGUACCCGAGCCUGAAUUUGUAGGUCCGGUGCCAGGUUUGGCAGAGGAGCAGCAGCUGCUGUUGUCAGGGGGGGAGGAACCAGGGUUGGGAGGCGGGAUGGGGGGGGAAGGUGGAAUAGUAGUGCUGGGGGUCCAAGGGGGGAGUGAGGGGUUAGAAUCUGGUCAUGGCGAUGAGCUACAAUCAAGGGUGGAGAGAGAGCAGGGAGGGGAAGUACCUCAUACGGUGGAGGGCGCUGAGGCAGGGGCAGGCGCAGAGGCAAUGGCUGGGAUGGUGGAGGUGCAAGAAGGGGUGGCACAGGGAGGGGACGAGAUGAACGUGCAGGUGACGCAACAGGCGGAGCAGGAGGAGCAUGGAGUGGCGUUUGAUCAGGGGAAAGAGGAGGAAACUGCAGCAUGGGAGGAUCGGAAAGAGGAGGAGGUGAAGGAGCAGCAGCAGCAGCAGCAGCAGCAGCAGCAGCAGCAGCAGCAGCAGCAGCAGCAGCAGCAGCAGCAGCAGCAGCAGCAGCAGCAGCAGCAGCAGCAGCAGCAGCAGCAGCAGCAGCAGCAGCAGCAGCAGCAGCAGCAGCAGCAGCAGCAGCAGGAGCAGCGGCAGCAGCAGCAGGAACAGCCAGAAAUGGGGCAGCAGUCUGAGCAGCAUGAGCAGCAGCUAGAGCAGCAUAAGGAAGAAGAGGUGGUUGGUGCUGGAGGGGAGGGGAUAAGAGAGGUGGACGGGGGGGAGGAUGGAGCAGCAGAGGAGGGUGGGAGGCAUGAGGGUGCCCCAUUGGUGGGCGGGGAGGAGCAGCAGCAUGUGGGAGACAACAAUGAGAGCGGGCAAGGGGUGGCUGAGACAACCGAGACUGCACAGGGGCAGGAGGGUGGGGGGAUAGCGGAGGCGCAGCAAGAGAAGCCUGAAAAUGAAGCCAAGGAACCAGACGGAUUGGCAGUUGCAGAUGAGGGAGGGGCAGGGAACGAGCAUGAGCAGCACCCGAGUGAUGGGACAGAUCAUGGGGUCUCUGAGCCUUCUCAGCCAGUGGAGGAAGGGACAAGAGAGCAAGGAGAGGGUCUGAAGGCUGCAGCGGGCUAUGCUGUUGGUGCGGGAGUAGGUGCAGAGCCUCCCCUAGAAGCAGCAGCUGCAGCGGCGGCGGCAGCAGAGGGGGAGGAAACAGAGAUGGUAGAUGCUAGUGCAGCUGAAGGAUCAGCAGGUGAAAAGGAGAAGCAAAGGAGGGGUGAGACUGAUUUAGCAGGUAGAGACAGAGAAGGCUCCAAGGUUGGUGAAGAAAGCACGGAGGUUGGUGUAGGUGCAGCAGGAACGGAGGGGCAAGUGGGAAUCAAGGAUGGUUCAGUUGCAGGCACAGCUGUGAUGGCACCAACGAGUAUCGGUGAAGCCAUAGCUGGGGAUGUACCUGCUGAGGCCUGUAAAGGUGCUGAGGCUGCGCCAGUGGCUGAUGAACAUGCAACACCAGUGGAGGGUGCUGCAGGGGAGGGCGUUACUGGAGAGGUUACCACUAAGGAGGGUGUUGCUGUGGAGAGUGGUGCAGGGGAGGGUGCUGUAGAAGCAACGGAGGGGAAAGAGGUGGCAGGGCCAGAGGCCGCAGGUGGGAUACCGUCGGUGUACGCCGCCCACUUACGUCGUAAUUACCUCCCUUCCGGCCGUCGUGGUGUGCAGGAUUCCCCCAUGAAGCUGGCGAUUGUGGAGAAGGUGGUCGGCCGCACGGGGUCCCGCGGUCAAGUCACGCAAGUGCGCGUGAAGUUCAUCGAUGAGGACCGCUACAUCAUGAGGAACGUCAAGGGCCCCGUGCGCGUAGGUGUGUGA
Messenger RNA from Closterium sp. NIES-65, 3399 nucleotides. The record is from the annotation of a GenBank genome assembly. Lineage: Eukaryota; Viridiplantae; Streptophyta; Zygnematophyceae; Desmidiales; Closteriaceae.